Bufo gargarizans (Asiatic toad) is the source of this 1064-nucleotide messenger RNA. Its product is annotated as protein-lysine methyltransferase METTL21E-like. The record is from RefSeq and is a predicted model, not a curated record. Gene Ontology annotation, cellular component: cytosol; cytoplasm. The coding region runs from base 224 to 985 and encodes 253 amino acids. Gene Ontology annotation, biological process: peptidyl-lysine methylation. Lineage: Eukaryota; Metazoa; Chordata; Amphibia; Anura; Bufonidae. Gene Ontology annotation, molecular function: protein-lysine N-methyltransferase activity. The transcript is spliced from 6 exons.
UCAGGAUUCAUUAAGCCUUCUCCUUGUAUGGGAAGCAUCAUCAUGACAUGAGCUGUGCACAACUUACACUAGGAAUACACCGUUUCCCUGUCUCUGGAGGGAAUAUCCAAUGCCAACCUCCAAGUGGGUUCCAAGGAAUGCAGAGAUUAUUAUUGUCUGAUGAUCUUCUUCCCCAAGUGCAAGUGUGCUGUGAAGACCAGGAAAAGUCAGCUCAGCAAAAAACAUGGCAGAUGAACAUGAAGGUCAUGAGAAUGAUGAGAUUAUAGUACCACAAAUUAUGGAACGUCGAUAUGUACCAGCUUCUCUUAAAAGCGUCGCCUGGGAAGGUUUCAACUUUGUUGGACAUGAGAUAAAAAUAGUGGAAUCAACAGAUCUGUAUGGUGCUUUUGUUUGGCCUUCAGCCCUUGUGUUGUGUUAUUUUCUGGAAAAACAUGGAAAACAGUUAUGUAUAGAAGAUAAAAAUAUAAUUGAGAUUGGAUCUGGGACAGGACUAGUUGCAAUAGUGGCUUGUCUACUUGAAAUCGAGACGCAUCAGACCAGGCAACAUUUUUCCAGUCUUCAACAGUCCAAUUUUGGGGCACAAGUUGUAGCAACAGAUCUGGAGGAGCUGAUUGGAAACCUGCAGUACAAUAUACUACGAAAUACCAAAAUGAAAUGUAAAUAUGUGCCACAAGUUAAAGAACUAAUCUGGGGAUCUAAUUUAGAGAAGAAGUUUCCAAAGUCCUCCUCACACUUUGACUAUAUUUUUGCAGCUGAUGUUGUUUACAACCAUCCGUAUCUAGAAGAACUUCUGGAGACACUUGAUCAUUUGUGCAGUGAAAACAGCACUAUCCUUUGGGUUAUGAGAUUUAGGAAAGAAAAUACGCUUCAGGAGAAUGCAUUUAUUCAGAAAUUCCAAAAGCUAUUUGAUAUGGAGGUUAUCUUCGAUCUGCCAAGUCUGAGCAUAAAACUCUACAGAGCUAGAAGACACAAUCAACAAAAAUGAGAAAUAUUAUGAUAAAAUUACAAAUGGGUUAUUAUAUUUUAAACAUAAACAAUAAAUCAUAAAACAAUAAUUAUUCAGG